Molecule: messenger RNA, 7969 nt
Organism: Erpetoichthys calabaricus (reedfish)
Lineage: Eukaryota; Metazoa; Chordata; Cladistia; Polypteriformes; Polypteridae
Gene: slc8a2b
Product: solute carrier family 8 member 2b
Biological process (GO): cell communication; sodium ion transmembrane transport; calcium ion import across plasma membrane
Cellular component (GO): sarcolemma; postsynapse; axon
Molecular function (GO): calcium:sodium antiporter activity
Source: RefSeq, a predicted model, not a curated record
UGCGCUAUGCAAGUGCACGGCAGCGAGCUGGGAUCAGAGCUGAGCGCAUCGGGCAGCCAGCCACUUGGAGCAGUCACUAAGCAGGCGCUGGCCAGGCGGGGACCCAGCUGCCCCCUGCUCGCCUAGCUCCGCCGGGAUCGGAUGGAGACAGCAUCGCGGUAUGCUCUGCAAGUGAUCUUUGACUUUGCAGUCUGCAGAUGUGAGCAGUGUGUGUGUUACCAUUUCUACACCACUGCUGAGGAGACCUUGGCCCAGAGAGCAGCUUCGAAACCAAAUGGAGUACAUUGUCCAUCCUUGGCAUACACACAUCAACAAAUAAGAGUGAGGGCCAACCAAGCCAGAGUUCCUGUUUCAUAGCUGUCUUUAGCUGCUCCUGCUGUACACUGUUCUACCCAUUCUUCUGAAACAGAAUGGGGUACAGUUUGCAUCCCGUGUGGCUUCUACUGGUCACCCUCCCUGCUGUUUUCUUCAUGCUCUGUGCAUCAGAGUCCGUGCCAGAAAAGGACCAGGCUGCCCCCUCUGUCUCGCCUUCUGCCAAUGAAAGUGGUGCUGGAGUCCCUGGCUCCUGUUUAGAGAAAGUGGAAUGCAAGCCAGGAAUUAUGCUGCCUGUCUGGGAGCCACAGAGUCCUUCCCCUGGGGACAAGGUGGCUCGGGCCAUUGUCUACUUUGUGGCACUUGCAUAUAUGUUCUUGGGUGUCUCCAUCAUUGCUGAUCGUUUCAUGGCUUCCAUUGAGGUCAUCACAUCUCAGGAGAAGGAGGUCACCAUUACCAAGCCAAAUGGUGAGACUACUGUGGCCACCGUCCGUAUUUGGAACGAGACAGUGUCUAACCUCACCCUCAUGGCAUUGGGGUCAUCAGCCCCUGAAAUCCUGCUCUCUGUUAUUGAGGUGGUGGGACAUGGGUUCAAGGCAGGUGACCUGGGGCCAGGCACUAUUGUGGGUAGUGCUGCCUUCAACAUGUUUGUCAUCAUUGGCAUCUGUGUAUGGGUCAUCCCUGAAGGGGAAUCGAGGAAGAUCAAACACCCCCCGGUAUUUUUUGUCACUGCCACCUGGAGCAUCUUUGCCUACAUCUGGCUCUACCUAAUCCUGGCUGUGUUCUCACCAGGCGUGGUCAAGGUGUGGGAGGCCCUGGUAACCCUGCUGUUCUUCCCAAUAUGUGUGGUCUUUGCUUGGGUGGCAGACAGACGACUCCUCUUUUACAAAUAUAUGUACAAACGGUACCGUGCUGACAAGAGGCGAGGCAUCAUUGUGGAAACAGAAGGGGAGCUCCCGCCUAAGGGGAUCGAGAUGAUGAUGGAUGGAAAGUUCCCCUCUAGUGGAAGUGGAGGUGCCUCUGUGACUGAGGGUUUUCUGGAAGGCAGUGCUGGUCUGGCCAUGGCUGCAGCGUCCCUUGAAGCUAGCAAAGAGCUUGACGAGAGCCGUAAAGAGGUCAUCCGCAUCCUCAAGGACCUGAAACAAAAACACCCAGACAAGGAGCUGGAACAGCUGGUCGAAAUGGCCAACUAUUAUGCUCUGCUGCACCAGCAGAAGAGUCGUGCCUUUUACCGUGUCCAGGCCACACGCAUGAUGAUUGGUGCCGGUAAUGUGCUGAAGAAGCAUGCAGCUGACCAUGCCAAGCGAGCAGCCAACCUGGAGGAAGUCCAGACUGAGCAAGCCCAGGAGAACUGUAGCCACAUCUCCUUUGAACUGGCCCACUACCAAUGUGUGGAAAACUGUGGCAUGUUGACACUCACAGCAAUAUGCAGUGGUGGAGAGGGGCAGUCCACUUUCUACGUGGACUACCGCACGGAGGAUGGUUCUGCCAAUGCAGGCUCUGACUAUGAAUAUAGUGAGGGCACCCUGAUAUUCAAACCAGGAGAGACACGCAAAGAAAUUCAGGUAGGCAUUAUUGAUGACGAUAUCUUUGAAGAAGACGAGCACUUCUUUGUGCGUCUCCUGAAUCUUCGUGUUGGUGAUGCAGAGGGCAUGUUUGAGUGUGAUUCCUCACCAAACUCUCCAAAAGGCCGACUGGUCGAGCCAGUGAUGGCCAUGGUAACUAUCCUUGAUGACGACCAUGCUGGCAUCUUCACUUUUGGCGAGAGGGUGACACGUGUAAGUGAAAGUGUGGGCACCAUGGAAGUGGCCGUUCUGCGAAACUCAGGAGCCAGGGGCACGGUGGUGGUACCAUAUCACACAGAGGAUGGGACUGCCCGCGGAAGUGGUGUAGACUAUGAGGACAGCAGGGGAGAAUUGGAGUUCAGCAACGAUGAGACUGUAAAAAAGCUGCAGGUUCGAAUCAUCGAUGAUGAGGAAUAUGAGAAGCAGGAGAACUUCUUCAUUGUUCUGGAGGAGCCUUGCUGGCUAAAGAGAGGAAUAUCAGCUCUGCUACUGAACCAAGAGGACCCAGAGGGAAAGCCAACUGCAGAGGAAGAGGAAGCACGUAGAAUUGCAGAGAUGGGAAAGCCAAUACUUGGGGAACACAGCAAGCUAGAAGUCAUAAUAGAGGAAUCUUAUGAAUUCAAGAAUACAGUGGACAAACUUAUCAAAAAAACCAACCUUGCACUGGUGAUUGGCACACACUCAUGGAGAGAACAGUUCCUGGAGGCAGUCACAGUCAGCGCAGGUGAUGGUGAUGAAGAUGACGAAGAAGGCCGUGAGGAACGACUACCAUCAUGUUUUGACUAUGUGAUGCAUUUUCUUACGGUGUUCUGGAAGGUGCUGUUUGCUUGUGUACCACCAACUGAAUACUGGAAUGGCUGGGCCUGCUUCUUUGUCUGUAUUUUGGUCAUUGGGCUCCUCACAGCUCUGAUUGGAGACUUAGCUUCGCAUUUUGGCUGCACGGUGGGGUUGAAGGAUGCAGUAACUGCAGUGGUGUUUGUAGCUCUGGGCACCUCCAUACCAGACACCUUUGCCAGUAAGGUGGCAGCAAUUCAGGACCAGUAUGCAGAUGCCUCCAUUGGCAACGUGACAGGCAGCAAUGCAGUCAAUGUGUUCCUGGGCAUCGGUGUGGCUUGGUCUGUGGCAGCCAUCUACUGGAACUCCCAAGGAAAGGACUUCAUAGUGUAUCCAGGAUCGCUGGCUUUCUCUGUCACCCUCUUCACCAUCUUCGCCUUUGUUAAUAUGGCAGUUCUGUUGUACCGGCGCCGACCAUCAGUUGGUGGGGAGCUGGGGGGCUUGCGGACCCCCAAGAUCAUGACCAGCUUGUUCUUUUUUGGCCUCUGGUUUCUUUACAUCCUAUUUGCCAGUCUGGAGGCCUACUGCCACAUCAAAGGAUUCUAACUGAACCAGACAGCUGGGUCCAUUGGGCAGCAUCCUCUCAUGACUCUGCUUCUUUGUUUACUCCAGAGUCCAGUCCGAAGAGCAGCCUUAGUGACCUCUUGCUUACAUCACCAGAUGGAGCCUUCAAAAUAUUAUUGUGGCUGCAUUCUGGUUCUUACAGACCAUCUGGUCAGGGCAAGUGUGCAUAGCCUCUUGGCACAUUCCUGUCUUGUUCCCUCUGAUCUCUUCUCUGUAGACAGGUUGGACUCUGGUCUCAUUCUUCUCCUCCAUCCAAAUUCCAUUGUCCUCCAGUCAUUUCUAGCUGAAUGUACUUGCCUUUUAUAGGAGGCUUUCAUCAGAACGUGACAUCAUUUGGUUACAUUGUGUCUGACGUCCUCUAAUGCAAACACACAGUAAUCAGGCACACAAAGUCUUAAAUGAAUACUCCACCCAAAAGUAUAUUUUUUCAAAUGUUACUUACCCCAUGUAGUUUGUGGUGAUGGCUGGGAUAAAUUUAUAUUUUCAUUUUGUAGUGGAGAACGGACAUAACAACUUUUAUGAUACAAUGGGAGCCUGUGGUGACCAAUGCCAGACAACAGCAAACAAGCACACACAUGGCCCCCUGAAGCUCACACACAGUAUAUUCCAUACAAACACAACAGAACUUAAUACUUGAUCUUUUUUCACACGCACACAUACUCAUUCACAUAUAGUCUUGCAAAUAUGCCCUCUGUGUUAUUUCCCAAUCUAUUGCAUGAGUAUAUGCAACUUUGUUGACCAGUGUAUAUUUAUACUUCUACACCUACUCAAACAUAUAUUUCUCACUUCACAAACAUCACAACAACACUCAUACACAUACAAUUCACACUCUUGACAAGCCUGAAUACGGAUUCACCAAUUCUGCUGGAUGAACUUAAUACCAGUAGUAUAUGGUGGAGGUUAUAUGAACAAGAGACCGAAGCUCAGGCUCCAAGAAACCUGGACUGGAAUGAUGCCCAGACUGCCUGUUGGAGUGAGCAGGACUGCAGUGCUCCUUCCACGUGUUUUACUGUCUUUACCUUGAUGAAUUAAACUUUGAGUAUACUUCUUGUAUUCAGCCUGAGUGCUGAACUUGCACUCCAUGAGUAUAAUGCUGCCAGUGCCUUGGCUGUGGCUCCAACUGCACCUUCAGCUCUGGUUCCAGCUCAACUCCAACUGCAGAUUCAUGUCUCGAUUCUUCUCCAUCUGCAGCUUGUCCUCCCUGGAACCAAUUUGUUCUUGUAAUUGUUAUCAUCUUGUUUCUAUUGUGAUGUCUGCAUGUUUUUUUCUGGGAUCUUGCCGGGUAUCAGCAUGAGCUGGGUGUCUUACUUUUUCUAAAUCUUUUAAGUCUGACACAAAUUUACAGUGAAUAUUUGUUUACCUUUUACUGCACUUUCCCUGCAGUUCUUGAUAUCACUGUAGUCCAUUGUCCUUCAGUGCUUUUUUAGGCCCUAACUACCAUCCCAGUUCCUAGUGUAGCACAUUGCAGUGAAGUGAUGGUACCAAUCCAUUCUUACAUUAAAUACCAAUUCUAGCUGUUCAGACUACAGAGGCCCUUCAUUAGCUCAGCCAAUUAGAAUGCUUGCAUAUUUGAAAGAUGGAGGAACUUUCACCAACACAGCCCUGGAUCAAUCCAAGGUAGGGAACAAGCCUAAUUACAAUAUUCGAACAUUACCUGGAACAUUACUUUGUCAAAGAAUGCACCAAUACCCAUUGCAGUACUGAACCAGGGGUGUUUUUAGAUUUGCAGAUAUCAGGGUCUUAGCCACCCUUGAAGUUUCCUAAUCAUCUUAUUAAUGUAUAAAACCAAAGAAUGAGGAGGGAAGGUACCCCUGAAGUUUUGCAAUUGACCCCCGGUGGGAUUUUGCCCACUGAUCAUUGGCUAAAUCAUAUAUGAUGGGAGAGAAAAUCAGGGGCUUGCAGCUAUUGAUCUAAGAUAUUAUCAAUAAAAAGAGCAGGGCCUGAGCAAAUAAAUCUGGGGCUUAAGCCUCUGAAGCCAAAAACAUCACUGCACUGAACCCUACAUUCCCUGCAAUUCAAUCAGCAAAAAAUAAAAACCUAGGAUUACAAUUUUCCUAUUAUUAUAUUCCACUCAUAGGUAACAGCAUUACACUUUGCUGGGUCCCACUACUGUAUGUGCUAAAUGUAAUCAUUAAGAGGUUCACCAUUUUUGUUUUUCACUUCUUUCUUUAAUUUUCUUGGUCUAAGUCCACUCCUGAAUACUAACCGUACACUCUAGUUCCCCUGUCCUCCUCACGUUUCUCCACUGUGUAUAUAUCACUUUGCACAACCUACAGUAUCUGCAUAAUUUAGUGUAUUAAAUUUUUGAAUAUUCAGUUUAAUACUAUAAAGAUGUCGCAACACUCCAAGUAUAACAGUAAACUUUUUCAAUUUUUAAGAACAAACAUAACAUAACACAACGCUCUUGAAGCUGCCAAAUGCAAUUUAGGCUCCAAGGGAGACUGAAGCCUAUUCUGGCAGGAUCAGGCACAAGGCAGAAAGCAGUCACGGACAGGAUGCUCGUCCAUACAGGUCCCACCUACACAUAUAUACCCACUUCUCCACUGACACAGGGCCAUUAUGGAAUUGCCAAUUAAUUCAACCUGCACAUCUUUGGAGAUGUAGGAGAAAAACCUGAGUACACAGAGGAAAUCUGUGCAGAUACUUAAAUAUUCACUUAAGAUAUUAAAUUCUCUCAUAUACCGUGUUCUAAUCAUAUUCCCUAAUCUUUUUAUUUCUUGUGCUUUACCUUGGUUUCUGUUAUCAUGAUUUAAACCCUGAUGCUGUCUAUCUCUAUACACACAGCAUUCCAGUACUCCACAUAUAAUAAUACAUUUUUAGUACUUCUCACUCUAAGUCUGCUAGAAAGCUGCACACUUUAUAAUUUUAAUUUUCACUGUAUUCAUAUCUCUGCCCUAAUAAUUUUCCAGUAAAUGUAAGUGCUUUCUUACAGUAUUACAUUUUCUAGUUCCUUCCUCUCAAUUCUCUAAUAUACCCGUGGUAUGUUCAUUUUCAGUAUCAUCUCUUCCUCCCCCUCACUAUUGCUGUACUCCUUGAAAAAGAACAAGUGUUUUGACUUUCUUGUUCUUUUCUUUUAUCCACCAUUCACUAGACAAAGGUGUCAUUUACUUUACUGAAGUCUGUUUCUUUAAUAUAUGUUACUAAGCAAAACAAUGCACUCUUUUACUAUCAGCCUAUUGCUACACUACAUCUUUUGCUUUCCAGGACAUUUCUGCACACUUGAGUAUUAUUGUUACAUUAUCUAUUGUUCCACAUACAAUAAGGGAUACCCUUCUUCAUGCCCUGCCAUAUGAUCUACACCAUUCAAUACUUUGAACUUCUACUAUUACUCUUUUAAGUACUCUUCUUCCUAGAACAGCUGCAUUUUCGCAGUAAUUGGCCUUCUAUUCCUCCACUCUCUAUUACUAUAAACGUAGGCCCAACACUACAAGGUACUUCUCACUAGUCCAAUCCCCAGUUCAUCUCAGCAAUUAAUUUUACAUGGUCUCCUCUAAUCCCCAGUAAAAAGGUUCAUAUUACACCACUAUAUUAGCAUGUAAUCAGUUGUGCUCCAUUGUAUUAUCUCUACACUUUUAAGAUUUCUAAUCCACUUUGCUUUGGUAUAUUUUGAUACUGGAACUUACAAUUCUAUGUUCUUCUAUACACAACUACCCGUAAUUCACUUGCCAGUACUUCUGUCCUCAUUAUUAUCGAGCUACACUGAGGUGAAGAGCCAUAGUACGGAAGCUUCCUGGGCAAUGGAAACAUUCCUUUAACUUGGCAGGCUGAGUUAUGGCUGGGCUGAUGGUUGAGAUUUUGGAGGUUUGAGUCCAGGAAGUGACUGACCAUCGACCAUAAAAAAAAGCUAUGAUACAUUCUCUUCCAGUCCAAUUUCCAGCAAUUCACUAGUGUUCUGUAAUUUAGCUUAAAAUACUUGACCUUCCUUUCCCAUUCCUACACUGUCCUGUACUGUAUAUCACCAUGCUCCUCAAUACAAUGCAAUACAAUACAAUUUAUUUUUGUAUAGCCCAAAAUCACACACAAAGUGCCGCAAUGGGCUUUAACAGGCCCUUCCCUUGUAGGGAAAAAAUGGAAGAAACCUUGGAAAAGGCAGUUCAAAAAGAGACCCCUUUCCAGGUAGGUUGGGCGCGCAGUGGGUGUCAAAAAGAAAGGGGUCAAUACAAUACACAGAACAAAUCCUCAAUACAGUAUAAAAAUAAAACUUUUCCUCAGUAUGUCACCUCCCAGUGGUCUGUUCCCCACAACACUACUAAACAUAUAGUCCUCAGGAUCUCAGCCUCCAGCAAUUCACUGCCGUUUCCAGUGCUUCACUAUCCAGUACUUAAGUCUCUAUUGCUAUUUAUAAACUCUCUGGUUAUUUACAGUUCAACAACUCACAGUAUUAUUGGUACACAACCAAGUGUAGUUUGCCUAAUUUUUUUUAUGUAUUGCUUAUAAACAUUAUGGUGAAUUUGUCAGAGAGUCCAUGAGUGAAUGCCAUGUGUCGCAGUGGCCAUGAGAAGGAGUCUCUCAGAAGUCCAUGGUUGGCAUUAUGCUCAAUCCCAUGCUCGUUUCUGUUUUCUGUUCAUUCAUUCCCUUUGUAUAUCCGUGUGAACGUCUUUUGCCUGUUUACCUUAAAGGAAGGAGAUGUCAGCAUGAGUUUAGAAGCACUGAUAUUUGUGUAGAGGAUGACUUUAAUAAAUACAGUUGAUAUA